Molecule: messenger RNA, 1956 nt
Organism: Colletotrichum scovillei
Lineage: Eukaryota; Fungi; Ascomycota; Sordariomycetes; Glomerellales; Glomerellaceae
Product: major facilitator superfamily transporter
Exons: 7
Coding region: 1-1956 (651 amino acids)
Biological process (GO): transmembrane transport
Molecular function (GO): transmembrane transporter activity
Source: RefSeq, a predicted model, not a curated record
AUGGCCACUGAGAAGCAGGUUGAGAUUGGCGCCGAGCGGCAGGAUGAAGAUGGUGAUAUCGUUGUGGACUGGAAUGGGGAAGAAGACGAAAGUAAGCCCCUGAACUGGUCAACUACUCGAAAGUGCAUCAACGUUGGACUUGUCAGCGCCUUGACUUUCAUCGCGUCCAUCGCAUCCGCCAUGUGUGCACCCGGAGUUCCAGACAUGAUGGCGGAGUUCCAUAGCGACAGCAAAGUCCUAUCAUCCUUCAUCGUCUCUAUUUUUGUUCUAGGAUAUGCAAUUGGUCCAAUCUUCUUUGCUCCUUUAUCCGAGCUGUAUGGGAGACUGCCCAUUUACCACAGCUCAAACAUCCUCUUCACUCUGUUUAGCAUUUUAAGCGCUGUAUCACCAAACUUGCCGGCCCUCAUCAUCUUCCGUUUCCUCUCUGGCGCCUCGGGUGCAGCCCCUUUGGCUAUAGGCGGUGGCACCAUAGCUGAUCUCAUCCGACCUGAGCGGCGAGGAUUGGUGGUGAGCGUCUACUUCGUUGGUCCCAUCCUUGGACCAGCACUGGGACCGGUCGCGGCCGGCUAUAUCUCACAAGAUCUAGGCUGGCGAUGGAUCUUUUGGGUCACUGCAAUCCCUUCCGGUGCCUUCACGUUGAUUUGCUUCCUCUGUCUACGGGAGACAUAUCCUCCAAGACUGCUGCACCAGCGUGCAGUGGCUUUAAGGAAAGCUCAUCCCGAAAGCACUUUCGUAGCGCCGGGUGAAAAGUCAGCGUUGAGUCCAGGUACGCUCCUUCUCAAUGCACUGGUUCGGCCUGUCAAGAUGUUUUUCUUGAGCCCAAUCGUGCUUGUUCUCUCAACGAUACUUGCUUUAGCCUACGGGUAUAUGUACAUACUGUUGACGACAUUCACGCCCGUCUUCACUUCGGAGUACGGCUUUUCGUUGGGCACAGUCGGUUUAGUCUACCUUGGCCUAGGCGUAGGUUUCAGCGCGGGAGCAAUUUGCAAUGCCAUCUUCAACGACCGCAUGGCCAAUAGACGAACUGCACGCAACGAUGGACAUCGUGAGCCUGAAUUCCGACUGCCUAUCAUGGCCAGGUCGAUCUUGCUUACACCCUUGGGACUAUUCUUCUACGGCUGGACCGCGCAGUACCACUUGCACUGGAUACUCCCAAUCAUUGGCUCAGCACUUCUCGGAGCCGGAUUAAUCCUGAUUAUGAUGCCGUUGCACACAUACCUCAUCGACGCGUUUACGAAUAUCGACAAUAGCCUUUCACCUUGUCUAAAACUUCUUUUCUUUCUUCUAGGCUCAUCUAUAUGCACCCUUUUCACUCUUCUGGUUCCCUUCUCUCCAUUUUAUGGAACUGAACACGGGAAUCACGGUCACUCUGAUACCAACCUCGGGCUCAUCACCGGCCUGCUCAAGGACAAAUUCCCUUGCGGUAGAGAUGCUCCCACUGCAUUGUCACGUGGGUGCAAGUUUGAGUCAUACACGGCGACAUGGCAACCUCCGCAAUGUUUUGAUUUGGCUCUAGAUGCCGAGUUCCGCCAGACUCGCCCAUGGAAGUUCUUCACGUCUCGGAAUUCAUCCACCGAACUAUCCUGGUCUGACGUGGAGAAGAUCAAACCAGGACAGGCUUGGACGACAUGGGAGUUCCAUCUCUACUCUUGCGCGUUUCUGUGGAAGAAAGAGGUCAAGAUCGCGCACGGUUUGGUCUCUGGUACCAUCGACUACCACCAGUGCCUAGACCAUGCGUUGAUGCAGGACUACGCGAGGCCCAAGGACCAUGUGAGUACUCCUUACUGGCCUCGCUUUACUUCUUGUCGACCGCCUAGCGACAUAUCCGUUCACCAAUUCGAUUUGAAGCCUGGUGUGGAAAAGGGGCUUGGUAGUGAUGGACAGCUGGCUGAAGUGCAUGGGCAUUCUCAUAUUCACGGGGCGAACAAGGAAUUUGAUCACAAGCCAAGGAAAUAG